Messenger RNA from Quercus lobata, 1720 nucleotides. RefSeq names its product NAD(P)-binding Rossmann-fold superfamily protein. Lineage: Eukaryota; Viridiplantae; Streptophyta; Magnoliopsida; Fagales; Fagaceae. The transcript has 4 exons. Bases 252 to 1193 code for a protein of 313 amino acids. Gene Ontology annotation, cellular component: membrane. Gene Ontology annotation, molecular function: oxidoreductase activity, acting on the CH-OH group of donors, NAD or NADP as acceptor. The record is from RefSeq and is a predicted model, not a curated record.
UACAGUGAAUUUCUGAUAUACCAAAAAAGGGGGCAAAAAUGAAAAUGAAAAUGAGAUGGUGAGAAAAGGGCGGGUAUUGCUAUUAGAAGAGUAUUGACCUAAAUUAUAGGGGUUGUAUAAUAAUGACAUACCAUAAGACCAGGCGCACCGGUGGUGGUGUAUCUCAUCUCUCAUCUCUCAUCUCUCAUCUCUCAUAAUCAUACUCAUACUCAUACUCAUAGAUAGACAUCAAUCUCAACGCAGCAGCUCCGAUGGGAAGCAAAGAACGAGCUAAGGAGAGAAGAGAAAAGAGAAUGCAAGAAAUUUCCCUUCUCAGGACCAUUCCCUAUUCCGAUCACCAGAGGUGGUGGUCCUCAGAAACCAUUGCUGUGGUAACCGGUGCUAAUAGAGGAAUUGGAUUUGAGAUCUCUAGACAGCUUGCAACGCAUGGAUUGACUGUCAUAUUGACAUCAAGAGACAGUAAUGUUGGGCUUGAAGCAGCUCGGGUCUUACAAGAAGGUGGUCUCAAUGUUGUCUUCCAUCAACUUGACGUCUUAGAUCAUUUAUCUAGGAAACAGUUUUCUGACUGGCUACAACAAAACUAUGGUGGUUUAGAUAUUCUGGUAAAUAACGCAGGUGUUAAUUUCAAUCUUGGGUCUGAUAAUUCAGUCGAAUAUGCCCGGAAGGUUAUUACGACCAAUUAUUUUGGCACCAAAAAUAUGACUGAAGCUAUGAUACCCAUGAUGAAGCCUUCUACAGCUGGUGCUCGAAUUGUUAGUGUGAGCUCGCGGUUAGGUAGAUUGAAUGGCAGAAGAAAUAGGAUUGAAGAUGUGACUUUGAGAGAAGAACUAGGCAAUUUGGACUCACUCACAGAGGAACUGAUUGAUAGGACUGUAUCUAAUUUCUUACAGCAAGUAGAAGACAGCACUUGGACAUCAGGUGGCUGGCCUCAAACAUUUACUGACUACUCAGUAUCGAAACUUGCAAUUAAUGCUUACACCAGGCUAAUGGCAAAGGUACUCUCUGACCGGCCAGAUGGUCACAAAAUUUAUAUUAACUGCUAUUGCCCGGGCUGGGUGAAGACUGCUAUGACAGGUUAUGCUGGGAACAUUUCAGUCGAGGAAGGAGCUGAUACUGGAGUAUGGCUUGCCCUGCUCCCUGACCAGGCAGUAACAGGGAAAUUUUUUGCAGAGAGGCGUGAAAUAAACUUCUAAAGCAAUUAGACCAAAGACUACUGCAGGCUUUAACAUCCAGUUAUAUUUUUUCGUAGAGCUUGUAAAAGUUCAAAAGGCCAAAGGAAACUUUGAAACUGUUAAGGAAAAAGAUGUUUGUUGCACUACAUUAUGCACUGAAGGAAUGCCUUGUGGAUUUGUUCAAUGAAUGAGAGCCAGCAACUGUCACUGUUGGUAUGGAGAUGAAUAUUAUGAAAACCCUAAUGUGUUUGAUCCAUAAAUGGGGAUUUCAAGCACUUCUGUGAUACUCCUUUGGAAGUCAGAAUAAGUUUAUUGACGUCUUUAAGCAUAACAAGGCCAUUUAACUUACACGGAUAGUUGCCAUUUGAGGCUAUAUUAAGCUGUGACUUGAGAGGCUUCUCUUGGUUAAUUUGUGCCUUGUAUUCGCUUAUUCAGGCUGCCUUUUUCAUGCUUGUGGAAAUUUGCAAUUCCUUUGAAAUUUAAGAAUUCUGUUAUAUGUUUUCAUGAGAAUGCUAGUUUUUCUUGGGGGUGAGAUCACCAUUUCUCUU